AUGAUUUUAUUUAAUCUUAUUCUCUUUCCUCGUGUACCUAGUCGCCAGAGUGUACGUAGCUAUUCUUCUGCUAUCUCGCCUCGUUUCCUCGGCUCGACUGAAGCAGCACCAAAGGCUUAUGAGAAGCGGAAUCAGGCAGCUGCUUUUCCCACCAUGCCAAAUCCAUGUUCUGAGUCUGGUCAGAGGCGGCUACAACACAGUCCAGAAAAAGUGACCGGAUCUGGCGCUCGAAGCGAAUAUUUGGCAAAGCAUUCUAAAUCUACCUCUUCAUCAUCGUCCUCAGACGAGACGACUGCACCAACCAUCACCCUCAGUUCGAAAGGUAUGCUAAGUAGACUGGGUCUACCUCGACCUUAA
Molecule: messenger RNA, 357 nt
Organism: Protopolystoma xenopodis
Lineage: Eukaryota; Metazoa; Platyhelminthes; Monogenea; Polystomatidea; Polystomatidae
Source: the annotation of a GenBank genome assembly